Molecule: messenger RNA, 4183 nt
Organism: Schizosaccharomyces cryophilus OY26
Lineage: Eukaryota; Fungi; Ascomycota; Schizosaccharomycetes; Schizosaccharomycetales; Schizosaccharomycetaceae
Product: 5'-3' exoribonuclease Dhp1
Exons: 1
Coding region: 111-3089 (992 amino acids)
Biological process (GO): nuclear-transcribed mRNA catabolic process
Cellular component (GO): nucleus
Molecular function (GO): RNA binding; 5'-3' RNA exonuclease activity
Source: RefSeq, a predicted model, not a curated record
CAAAUACCACACAAACGAUUUCGAUCAUUGAUUCUUUUAAUUACAGAAUCGGAUUGAUUUCAGAAGCAAGAAGGAAGUAGCGUUGAUCUCCUUCAGAGUUUUUGGUCACGAUGGGUGUUCCAGCACUUUUUCGACUUUUGUCGAGAAAAUUUGCCAAAGUUAUUACGCCUGUAGUUGAGGCACCGACUCAGACGCUUCCUGAUGGGACAGAAGUUGGACCAGAUCUGAGCCUUCCAAAUCCCAAUGGUGAAGAAUGCGAUAAUUUAUACCUGGAUAUGAAUGGCAUUGUCCAUCCUUGUUCGCAUCCUGAAGAUCGACCGGCACCUGAAACUGAGGAUGAGAUGAUGAUUGCCGUUUUUGAGUAUACAGAUAGGAUUUUGGCAAUGGUUCGUCCCAGAAAGUUGCUUUACAUUGCCAUCGAUGGUGUAGCCCCUCGUGCCAAAAUGAAUCAGCAGCGAUCACGUCGAUUUCGAUCUUCUCGUGAAGCUGCUCAAAAAGAAGCUGAGCUUGAAACUUGCAUUGAGGAAGCAAAAAAACAGGGAAUUCCUGUCGAUGAAGAGGCAAGCAAGAAAAAGGCUUGGGAUAGCAAUUGUAUUACACCAGGAACACCGUUUAUGGAUACAUUAGCUAAAUCGCUACGAUACUACAUUAUAAAUAAACUAAACACAGAUCCUUGCUGGAGAAACACUCGCUUCAUUCUGUCAGAUGCAUCUGUGCCAGGUGAAGGUGAGCACAAAAUUAUGGAAUUUAUUCGUUCUCAACGAGUAAAACCAGAAUAUGACCCAAAUACUCAUCACGUUGUGUAUGGAUUGGAUGCCGAUUUAAUUAUGCUUGGUCUGGCAACUCAUGAACCUCAUUUCCGCGUACUGAGAGAAGAUGUAUUUUUCCAACAAGGCAGUACUCGAAAAACGAAGGAAGAACGAUUAGGUUUGAAGCGGUUAGAUGAAACAUCAGAAACUAAUAAGGUUCCUGUGAAGAAGCCAUUCAUUUGGUUACAUGUUAGUAUUCUUCGAGAAUACCUGGAAGUUGAGCUGUAUGUUCCUAACCUGCCUUUCCCUUUCGAUCUUGAAAGAGCCAUUGAUGACUGGGUGUUUUUCAUUUUCUUCGUCGGUAACGACUUUCUUCCCCAUCUUCCAAGCUUGGAUAUUCGUGAUGGUGCAGUAGAACGUCUGACUGAAAUUUGGCGUACCUGUCUUCCACAUAUGGGAGGUUACUUAACCCUAGAUGGAUCAGUUAAUUUAACCCGUGCCGAGAUGAUUUUGACUGCUGUCGGCGAUCAAGAAGACGAUAUUUUUAAGCGUCUUAAGCAACAAGAAGACCGUCGAACUGAAAACCAGAAGCGUAGAGCACAAAGAGAAGCCAACCAAAAUGAUUCAUCUUAUUUGGAUGAGGCUGUUAUACAACGCUCAGUAAAGGUUGAAUCUUCACAAGCAACGGUUGCCCCUUCUGUUGAGACAAGCACAGAAGACGAUGGCCGACCUAAUAAAAUACGGAAAACCGGUGGUCCGCCCCCUGAGGAUUUGGUAAAUUUAUCUGAAAGAGCCUCCAAUAGAUCGUUAGGAGCUACAAACAAAGAUCUCAUUAAUAAUCGUGCCGCCAACCGUCUUGGCCUUUCCAAUGAAGCUGCGACUACCUCUUCUAUUAACAAAAUUGCUGCUGCAAACUUAAAGUCUCAAAUGAUUUCAAAUGAAGUUCUUCAUGCUGUCCCUAUUGAGGACGUGGUUUCGUCCCCUACCCCUAGUGCUACGGAUGACAUAGCAAGCUCAGACCCUAGUGGUUUAGCAACUCCUAUUGAACCAGCACCCGUUUCAGCUGGCAUGAAACGAAAAGCUGAAGAUAAUUCAACCAGCGACGAAGCCACUACUGAUACAGUUCGGUUACAUGAAGCUGGAUAUCGAGAGCGUUAUUAUGAACAAAAAUUUGGAUUUUCCGUGGAUGAUACGGAUCAGUUAGGGGAGGCAAUCCGCCAUUAUGUUCAUGGAUUAUGUUGGGUUUUGCUGUACUAUUAUCAAGGUUGUCCUUCAUGGACUUGGUAUUAUCCAUAUCACUAUGCCCCCUUUGCGGCUGAUUUUAAAAAUCUCUCUUCUAUUGACGUCAAAUUUGACUUGAAUCAACCGUUCAGGCCAUAUGAGCAGUUAUUGGGUGUACUUCCCGCGGCAAGUAAAAACAAUUUACCGGAGAAAUUGCAGUCUUUGAUGACUCAAAAUGACUCGGAGAUCAUCGAUUUUUAUCCGGAAGACUUUGUUAUAGAUUUAAACGGUAAAAAGUUUGAAUGGCAAGGUGUUGCGUUGCUUCCUUUUAUUGAUGAAAACCGAUUGUUAUCGGCAGUUUCCAAGGUCUAUCCUUCUCUGAGUGAAGAGGAAGCUAGAAGAAAUACGAACGGAUCUACAUUGCUGUUUGUUUCUGAGCAUCAUCCCAUGUACCCAGAAGUCGUAAAGCAAUUGUACACAAAAAAGAAACAAGGGAAACCUUUGAAGUUAUCCGGAAAAGUGGGACAUGGUAUUUUUGGAAAGGUAAGCAAUGAUGAUUCUAUAUUACCAAAUGUUUCAGUACAAUGCCCAGUAGACGUUACCACUGCUGAUGCGCUUCAAAAAUACGGCAACAUUGAGAACAAUCAAAGUUUGAGCUUACAAUAUGAAGUCCCCAAAUCAAAUUUUGUUCAUAAAUCAAUGCUUCUUCGCGGUGUUAAAAUGCCCCCCAAAGUAUUGACUCCAGAAGAUGUUAGCAUCGUACGUGCAGAACGAAAUAAUACUGGACGCAGAAAUAAUAACUCUUUCCGAGGAGGUGGACCUCGAAGAGGAGGUUUCCAAGGCUAUGGUGCUCAACGUUCGUCCUAUCAAUCACAGAACUAUAGUUACAAUCAGCAAACGUAUACUGGAGUUACCAAUGGAUUUGCGAAUACGGGUAGUCAACCGCCGUGGAAGCAAUUUGGUAACUUCCCAAGAUCCGCGAAUGCGUAUAGUGCAAGAGGUGGAUAUGGACAAUCAGGCCCUUCAAAUGGCAACUUUCAUAUGAAUAAUCGUGGCAACUCUUAUGGCUACGGAUACUCUCCAGCUACAGGCUACAAUGGAAAGGGCGCUCAUCGAUGAUUUUAUCUUUCAUUAACUUAAUACUAUAAAUGACAUCAAACGGUUUUCGUUAGGGUAUUUUGGACUUUUAGAAUUACUUUACCCCUGGAUUCAUAUAAACUCAUAUAGUUGAUUUAUUUAAUUAUUUUAAUAAUAAAUUACGACAAAAUCCUAGUUUUCAUUAAGUUUGAGAGGCUUUGUCUCAGAGUAGACAUCAAAACGACGUUGGGUGUACAAGGAAAUACUUUUACGGGUUGAUGCCAUAUGCUCCGGGUCAAUAUCGGCAUAUACAAUACCAGGCUUUUCAUCCAUGGUAGCCGAUACCAUGCCGUCUGGUCCAACAACCGUAGAGUGUCCCCAGGCAUGAUAACUAGCAGACAUGUCACGAGCUGGAGCGCAAGAAGCGACAUAAAUUUGAUUGUCAAUAGCACGAGCUCUCGCAAGAAGCUCCCAGUGUAAAGGGCCUGUAGUAAGAUUAAAAGCACCAGGGUAAAUCAUCAUACAGCAACCAUUUCUAGCACCAAUCGUGGCCAAUUCAGGGAAACGAAUAUCAUAGCAAAUUCCCAAACCGAUUUUGCCAUAUUCAGUUGAAAUAAUGGUCAUAGAAUUACCAGGGCUCAGUGAAUCAGACUCACGGAACGUAAUUUUGCCAGGGAAAUCCACAUCAAAUAAAUGAAUCUUACGAUGAAUGCCAAUCAAGUUGCCAGAUGGAUUAAAGAUCAUGGAAGUGUUGUAAAGUUUAUCAUCUUUUCUUUCAGGAAUCGAGCCUCCAAAAAGAUAAAUUUUCAAAUCUUUAGCAAUGCAAUGCAAUGCUUGGUAUGUAGGAGAAGUCUCCUCAAUCGUCUCAGCAUAGUCAUUGAAAUACUGAUUACCAUAAGGAGAAUUGAAGCAUUCAGGCAAGACAACCAUUUGUGAGCCGUUGUUCACAGCCUCUGAAAUUUGAGCACACGCAUUCUUCAAGUUCUCGUUUUUGUUGGCAGUUGACGCAAGCUGAACGAGUCCAAUCCGAAAAGGACGAAAGUCCUUUGGAACAAGAGAAGCAUUGAAAUGGUUCAUUCUACAGGAAAACUUUGGUAAUACAAAUGGACUGAAUUUUCGAAUACCUUGAAUAAAUG